Molecule: messenger RNA, 981 nt
Organism: Saccostrea echinata
Lineage: Eukaryota; Metazoa; Mollusca; Bivalvia; Ostreida; Ostreidae
Product: serine/arginine repetitive matrix protein 1-like
Exons: 1
Coding region: 1-981 (326 amino acids)
Source: RefSeq, a predicted model, not a curated record
AUGGCUGAGGACGACGUUCCCAACUACUUUUUGGUUGAUGGCGUUGAGGUCGUAAAUGUCUGGAUUGUGCGGGACAUCAACACCGGGACAGAGUUAGCUCGCUGGCCGAUAGCUACUCUGGGCCUAGCCAGUGACCUGUUGAACGGGAUGAGAAGAAGUAGACGGCGACGACGACAAAGACAUCGUAGAAGAAGACGAAGAUCGCCGUCUACCAGUGAAGAUGACCAGCCAAGGAGAAGGAGGAGGACAGAUUCAACACCACCUGCUGCUUCGUAUUCAGCCCCUCUGAGUAGUCCGGAACUACUCGAGGACCACCCUAGAAGCCCGUCCCCUCCAAGAAGACCACCAACUCCUACCUGGUCACCCAGUCAUCCCCCGGGAGCAUCUGCUGGACAGUGGGAUUCCUCCGUAGAUUCGGAUUGGACCCCUCCCGUUAACAACGAUUGGGCUGGACAGGGGGCUUCUUCAUCCGUUGAUUCGGAUUGGUCCCCUCCCGUCAACGAUGACUGGGCACCUUCCCCGGAACUGGCUAGACCACCACCACCUUCCCCGGAGCUGGCUAGACCACCACCCCCGACCCCGGAGAUGUCACCAGGUGUGAGUACUACGGGGCCAAUUCCUAGAUGGGGGAUUCAAGUCGCAGCAGCCAGGAUGGAUUCCUGUGCAGUUUGCUUGGAGGAGGAUCGGAUGUCCAAUUACAUCUGCUGUCAGUGUCGCCGUCGACCGGCUUGUCUCGAGUGUUCAGCUGUGCUGGUACAGAUGAACCAAUGUUGCCCUCUGUGUAGACGCAGGCUUUCGAGAUAUGCAGCUCGCGGGCGAGGAUUGAGACCCCCUCCUCCAAGACAGCCAUCUCCACCCCGACCCGGAAGACCAGACUUUAUGGAGCCGUUGACCGGUAACCAACGACCUCCCCUCUCAGACCGAACAGAGUUCGCUGGCAGAGGCGUAGGCAGAGGUAGAGGCAGGCCUCUCAGGGAGUAA